Molecule: messenger RNA, 1977 nt
Organism: Melanotaenia boesemani (Boeseman's rainbowfish)
Lineage: Eukaryota; Metazoa; Chordata; Actinopteri; Atheriniformes; Melanotaeniidae
Product: proline/arginine-rich end leucine-rich repeat protein
Exons: 7
Coding region: 141-1280 (379 amino acids)
Molecular function (GO): protein binding
Source: RefSeq, a predicted model, not a curated record
GAAAAACAGAGGAAGAGAGAAAGAGAGAGAGAGAGAGAGAGAGAGAGAGAGGGAGGGGUAGCAAAAAAGUGAGAGGCAGAGAAGAGAAGAGACACUAACUUGGGACUUGACAAAGGAGGGCAGGUACCAGAGGCAGGACAAUGAGGGCUGGUGUGGGACUCUUCUCUGCACUGGCUCUGUUCCUCCUAAUGGGGGCAGUGUUCACUCAGCGACCUCGACCAAAGAGGCCCACCAAGCGCCCACCUACCACAAGGAAACCUUUUGUUCCUAAACCUGCAAUACCGGCAGAGCCAGAGCCCCAGGAACCCACAGACUUCCCCCCACCCAUCCUGGGCCCUCCCUCCAUCUUCGCUGACUGCCCUCGCGAAUGUUUAUGCUCCCCAAGCUAUCCAAAUUCUCUCAACUGUGAGAACCGGAACAUCCGUGUGAUUCCAGUGAUCCCAUUCAGAACUCACUACCUGUACUUACAGAACAACUACAUCUCAGAGGUCACAGCAGACGCUUUCCGCAAUGCUUCUGAAGUCCGCUGGAUCAAUCUGGCAAACAACCGCAUUCAAAGAAUAGACAAACAGGUUUUUCAGAAGAUCCCAGCACUGCUGUAUCUCUAUGCACAUAGAAACCAGCUAAAUGAAAUCCCGGCAGGCCUCCCAGCAAGUCUAGAGCAGCUUCGUCUGGACAGGAAUCGCAUUUCUAAGAUCCCUGCUGGUGCCCUAAACAAGUUGGAGAAUCUGACUCUGCUGGACCUGCACAAUAACCAGCUGAGUGACAGUGACCUGGGAAAGAACAUAUUUAAGGACCUAAAGAGCCUUAUGCAGCUCAACUUGGCUCAUAACACUCUGAAGAAGAUGCCGUCUGGCGUACCAAGUGGCCUCAUACAACUUUUCCUGGAUAGAAACCGUAUAGAUGACAUUCCAAAAGACUACUUUGGAGGUUUCACUAAUCUGGCGUUUGUAAGGCUGAACUACAACCAGCUGAGUGAUAAAGGAGUUCCCAAGGCUGUGUUUAAUGUGUCCACCCUGCUGGACCUGCAGCUGGCCCACAACCAGCUCAGCAUAGUUCCUGUCUUUAACAGUCACCUGGAGCAUCUGCAUCUCAACCACAACAGCAUUGAAAACAUCAAUGGCACCCAAAUCUGCCCAUUCAGUCUGCAGGCCGACCUGAGUGAUAAUAGUCUGGUGCCGAGGUUAAGGUACCUGCGUUUGGAUGGAAAUCACUUGAGUCCUCCCAUCCCUCUGGAUGUCAUCAUGUGCUUCAGACACCUUCAUUCUAUUGUCAUUUAGGAGGAUUUCACAUACACACACACACACACACACACACACACACACACACACACACACACACACACACAUACACACACACACACACACACACACACACACACACGCACAAGUGUGCAAGCACAUGCUCAAUGAAGCACAACAUUUCCAGCUUGUAGGCGCUGUGGAACUGCAUAACUGAAAGUAAUGUAAAACUUUGACACUUCAAACUUUUUAACUUUGAAAAGUGUCAUUGUUGUGAGAACCUAAACAUUCAUAUCCAUGAAAUAUGGAUAUACCAACUUUUAGCUUAAGGUUUUUAUAGGAAUUGCAGUUUGUAGUUUUUCUUUUAUUACUUCCAAAAAUAUAAUGCAUAAAAAAGUAAAAAAUAAAUAAAUAAAUAAAAGAAAAGAAAAAAGAAAGAAAAAAAGAAUGUUUAAAGACUGAAAAUACAGGUACAUUGACAGACAUGCUACAGAUUUGGAGGGUAGAUAUGUUUGCCAGCAGAUGUGACAGUGAACAGACCUGCACAGGAUGUAAAAAGAAGCAAAUACUAACAUAACUACCAUGUAGUUUAAACUGUCCUAAAUGUGCCUGUGAUUUUCAAGGUACUUCAUGUAAAAACUGUCAUUAUAUUCUUUUUAUUCUUCAUCUUAUGUAUAUUAUUCCUAUGUAUAAAGAUGCUUUGUAAAAAUAAUGAAAAAUAAAAUGUUGUCUUGGA